Molecule: messenger RNA, 831 nt
Organism: Lolium rigidum
Lineage: Eukaryota; Viridiplantae; Streptophyta; Magnoliopsida; Poales; Poaceae
Exons: 1
Coding region: 1-651 (216 amino acids)
Cellular component (GO): plasma membrane
Source: RefSeq, a predicted model, not a curated record
AUGGCCUCACCAGCCGCCGACCUCCCGACCCAAGCCUGCCCUCUCCCACAGUCCAAAGCCCCGGCCGACGACCCCGAGCUCCAGACGCGCCGACGCCGCCGCAGGUGCUGCUGCAUCUGCUUUCUCGUCACCCUCGGCGUGCUCGUGAUCCUGGGCGUCACCCUCCUCGCUCUCUUCCUCACCGUGCUCCGCGUCCGCGACCCCAGCACGCACCUCAUCUCCAGCCGCAUCGUCGGCGUCGCCCCGAGCCUCACCCAGCCCAACUUCACCUUGCUCAUCACCGCGUCCGUGCACAACCCCAACCCGGCCUCCUUCUCCUUCGCCUCCGGCACCACCGGGCUCUGGUACCGCGGCACCCACGUCGGCGAUGCCCAGGUCGACCCCGGCAGCAUCCCCAGCAAGGGAGACACGGUCGUGGAGCUGGAGAUGACGGUCUUCACAGCCGGCUUCACGGCGAACAUGACGCAGCUGCUCGAGGAUAUCGAGGCCGGGUCGCUGCCGCUGGACGCCAACGCCAGGAUCCCUGGGAGGGUUUCCGUCUGCGGCGUCUUCAAGAUCAACGUCGUCGCCUACUCCGACUGCCACGUCGUCGUCGGCUUCCCGGACAUGGGCAUCCGCGGCCAGGACUGCCGCGACCACGCCAAGCUCUAAUCCAUCACAUUGGUGGCUUGUUCGUUUCGCGGUAUCCCAGACGGAGCGUGGUCGAUGAUCCUGGAGUUCCUUCUCAUGGUGCAUGUCUACAGUCCAGACACUAGAUUCCUUUGAUUGGUACUCAUCAUGUGCAUCAACAGAGUAGCUUAAUACAUGUUUCAGUUUCCGUUGAUCAUGUGU